This is a messenger RNA of Loa loa (African eye worm), 1583 nucleotides long. RefSeq names its product cisplatin. Lineage: Eukaryota; Metazoa; Nematoda; Chromadorea; Rhabditida; Onchocercidae. The record is from RefSeq and is a predicted model, not a curated record. Bases 1 to 1578 code for a protein of 525 amino acids. The transcript has 11 exons. Gene Ontology annotation, cellular component: endomembrane system; membrane.
AUGAUCCAAAGGGAUGCAGUGAGUGCCGAAUGGCCGCCACUGCAGUUUCGUAUUUACGCAUCCGUAAAUUCUCGUGCCAAAGAGAAUUAUGGAAAAGUCAUUCAUCAGAUCGCAUUUCUGGAUAUCGAUGAAGUCAUGGAAAGGGAGGUAUAUGUGGAUCUCCCAGAACAUACACGUAACAAUGGCUCAUUAUAUUUGCACUGCUUCUUGCUACCUGCAGAGCAUAAGCAUCAGGAUCCUUACCAGGCAUCUUGGCAAAUAAUACAAACAGUUCGUAUAACAACAUACCAAAUUCCCCAAGCAGAGACAUUUCGAUUGAUUACAGAAGCUGAAGAAAAACAAAAGAGGGGUAAAGAAGCCAGUAGAUCUAUAGAUCAGUUACGUGAAGAAGGAACACCAGUCACACAUUUUCGCAGCAAACUACCACUAACAAUUGUUGCUGAAUCACCUAAAUUUGAUUUAUAUGCUCUUCCUAGUGAAAUCUAUCAGCAUAUGCAAUUUUUCCACAAAGAAGGUCAGACAUAUUAUUGGCCAAUAUUUUAUAUCGAUGAGUUGAGUUUUCUUACCAAGGAUCUGAUACAGAUAGAACCUGAACAAAAAAGCGUCAAGAUGAAGAUCCAGUACCGACCAAUAUCCAUUGGUAAAUUGCGCUUACUGAUUACCGCUCAAGCGUCUCUUAGUCAACUGAAGCGAAUGGGUUUUAGCAACAAGGAUGUUGACGAGGUGAAGGGAAUAUUUGUGGACACGAAUUUUUACUUUUUGGCUGUGACAAUGUUUGUUGCUACUCUGCACAUGUUAUUUGAUGUCCUCGCGUUUAAAAAUGACAUAGCGUUUUGGCGAAAUCGUAAAAGUAUGGCUGGUCUGUCGACAAGAACUGUGUUAUGGCGUUCAUUCAGUCAAUCAGUGAUAUUUAUAUAUCUUCUUGAUGAAGAAACGAGCCUUCUGGUAACGAUUCCAACUGCUAUUGGCUGCAUUAUCGAAUACUGGAAAGUAACUAAGUCUGCCAAAAUUUCAAUUUAUUGGUCAAAAGGCAUACCACAUUUCCGAUUUGGAACUUCCACUGCAGCAGAAAUAGAAACUGAAUUAUUCGAUUCAGAAGCAAUGAAAUAUCUCACUUUUCUACUUACACCACUUUGCAUAGGCGGCGCCAUUUAUAGCUUGGCAUAUGUUCCACAUAAGUCAUGGUAUAGUUGGAUAGUUCAGUGCAUGGCUAACGGUGUAUAUGCAUUCGGAUUUUUAUUUAUGCUACCGCAGUUGUUUGUUAAUUAUCGUAUGAAAUCAGUUGCUCAUCUCCCAUGGAGAACUUUUAUGUAUAAGGCAUUUAAUACUUUCAUAGACGAUAUGUUUGCAUUUAUUAUCACAAUGCCGACAUCUCAUCGCCUUGCUUGUUUCCGAGAUGAUGUGGUUUUUAUCAUUUAUCUCUACCAACGUUAUCUUUAUCCGGUGGACAAAUCACGCAUUAACGAAUUUGGUGAAAGUUUCCAGGAUACUGAAAUCCAAAAUGUUCAGCAAGUUGGAUCUCCAGCAUUAGUACCAUCCUCACAAUCUAAAUCGAAAGCGAGAAAGAAAGCUGACUGAAGAAC